GAACGUUUUUUUCGCCCAGAAAAUCAAGGUUGAGUUUGCUUUGGAAAGCCCCUCACUGUUCGAAUGAGGAAACAAUGCAUAUUGGACUUCGUUGGAUUAUUAUUUUAAUUGUCAUUCUUAUUUGUGGUUUUAGCGAGUAUAUACCACUAGUAAAUGGGUUUAACAUCGAUUUAAAAUCUCCAUUACUCAAAACUGGACCAGAUGGUUCUAGUUUUGGUUUUUCUCUAUUGGGAUACACUCACUUUUCAGGACAGAAAGGUGUGGUCAUAGGAUCUCCCACAGAAGGAAACAACGGUGGACUGUUUUGGUGUCCACUUUUGAGAAGCACGUGUAGUCGAAUCGAUAUUGAUCUAGAAAAAGAGACUCAUAUGCAACCUGGACUAAAUGGAGCACUCUUAGGAUAUUCAAUGUCUUCAGCAUUUAAUAACAGCCGAGGACCAAUUACUCUCUUUUUUUACAUCAUCAAACAGUUCAAAAGUAAUGCAUAUCGUUAGGAACGUGAUGUAUAUGAACUACAAAACACCUGUUUGUGCACCUCGUCUUUCAUGGUCAUCAGCAGCAUCUGUUUAUUUACCUGGUGGUUGCUUUGAAUUUAAUGAACGUUUAGAAGAGCCUCAAUUAAAUCCUGCACCAAGUGCAAUUUGUUUAAAUGUUAAGGAUUCUGAUAAAUCAAUUGAUCUGAGAUAUUGUACAUUUGGUGCAUCAGUUAAUCAACAUCCUAAUAGGCCAAAACAAUUAUUUAUGGGUGGUCCACAUUUUUAUUUUGAGAAAGGCGUUGGGGCUUCAGUGAAUACGAACACCUUUGAACGAGUGAUUACUUCAGUUGAAGAUAUUCCUUCAAAUACACUUCUUGGUUCAUCUCUUGACACUACCGAUCGAUUGUAUGCACCAUUACCGGGAUUGAAAUCACAUGAAUUGUAUGUGGCUUAUGGUGGUCCAGGUGUACCAAGUAGUGCUGUAAAUGGCUUCACUGAUAAAACAAAAUUUGGCACUGGAAUCGUAUUAAUAUUUCAAAGUAAUAAACAAAAUGGUAGAAACAAUAUCAAACCAUUAAUGAGAAUAGAAGGACAAAGUUUUGGCAGUCGAUUCGGUCAUUCACUUAUAUUUCUCGAUAUUAAUGGAGAUGGUUGGGAUGAUCUAAUUGUCGGUGCACCUUAUCAAUAUUCCAAUACGACUGUCGGUGGACAUAGAAGACACGGAGCAGUGUUUAUAUUUUUAAAUAGACAGUCAUAUUUCUAUACACCAGUGGAUGAAGUCAGUGGCGUGGAGUUGUUUAGUUAUAAUUAUCCUGAAACUUUUCAAAUAAUCACAUCUCCAUCUCAUAAUUGUGGUAAUUCACAUAUUCCUGGAUUUGGAGCGACAAUAACAAAACUUGGUGAUAUUAAUCACGAUGGUUUUCAAGACUUUGCUAUCGGUGCUCCUUAUGAAGACAACGGCGGUGCAGUCUAUAUAUACCAUGGAAGUAAAUCUGGAAAACUUCAAAAACCAACACAAAUAAUUUGUGCAAAUGAUUUGCAAAGUCCAAGACCAUUAGAAGGAUUCGGAUUUUCACUUGGAUUGAAUGGCGCUGACUUAGAUGAAAAUGGUUAUCCGGAUAUGGCGAUUGGAGCAGCUUUGUCUAGCUCUGUUGCAGUGUUACGAGCUAGACCUGUAGUCAAGCUAAGAGCAUAUUUAACAUUAAUGGAUGGUAGUACUAUUCUGCCUAGUUCAUUAAAUUCAUUGAUGGAUUGUACUCAUGAAGCUCAAUCGAUUACUGGAUAUAAAGCUCCGUCAGCUAAAUGUAUUGAUAUGAAAUUAAUUCUCACAUACACUAGUGUUGAUGGUAAAUCUUGUGAUCCGCAUAAAACGUAUCCAGUAUCAAUUUUAUUGAAAUAUAAUCCAACUAAUGAAUGGCUUUCAGAAGGUUGGGAUCAAACUUCACAAAAUUAUUCACCAAAUUACGAAAGUAAAUGCACCCACAAUCAAUAUUCAACUGUAAUUUCCAAAAAUAUUAUGAAAGAAUUUUAUAAAAAUUAUACUUUAUCACCAAUUGUCUUUAUACGAGAGAAAAGUUUAUCAAAUAGUGAAAUGAUUGUUAAAGAUUAUUUUAAACGUAAUGAAUCUGCUUAUUUGACGGGUUAUGAUAGUCCUGGGGGAUAUUUACAAUUAGAAAGUAAUGCUUUUUGUCGUGAUCUACACAAAAUAAAAGAGAAUAUACCAUUCAGUCAAGAUGAAUUAAAUUUAGCCAGUACAUUACGAAUAAUAUUUCGAGAUACAUAUUUGAUUGAUCAAACUGAUCGUUUAAAAAUUGGUGUCAAAUGGAUUGCUAAAAUGACUGAACCACAUCCAUUAGCUGAUCAAAUUGACGAGUAUCCUGUAGCUGAUCCACGUGCAAAUACUGAACUACUUCAGAUAUCUUUUGAUAAUCCCUGUGCAAUUCGACAAUGUUGCCCAACUGUAAGAGUUAGCUAUAAUGUGAAAGUAACCAGAGAUAAAAAUGGACCUGUUGUUUAUGUGGGUGAUGAUAAUAAUCAAACAAUUGAAUUAUCCGUUCGUGUAACAAAUAUUGGCAAUGAUUUAGUUUAUGCUACUGGAUUAGUCAGUAAUUUUCUACCAAAUUUAUUGGAACUUGAUUCAACUCUAAAAGAAGCCAGUUUAAUUCAACCGGAUACAGCAAUCUGUCAUCUUCAAUAUCCAUUAGCUUCUGGUGAAUCAAGUGAAUGUAUGAUACGAUGGCUUGUAAUCGGACAUCAGUUAACUGUACAAAUGGCUAAAUUUCAUGUAAAUAGUACUGUGUUAAUAAGUUCUAAUAAUCCCAUACAAGUUGAAGGACAAUUGACUAAUGAAUUACAAGUAAAUAUUAAAAUGAUUGUCAAUGUUUCAGUAUUUGGAACAACUGAACCGAGUACGAUUUACUUUAGUGGGAAUGUUAGUGACGGGAUUAGUUCAAUGUCAGCAGAAAAUCAGAUUGGUGACGUUAGAAUUGUUGGGAAAUUUACUGUACGAAAUUUACGUAAACAUAGUUUAAUACCAGCAUCACGUCUGAUCAUUGAUUGGCCUUUUGAAAUCGCUGGGCUUAUCAAUGAACCACAUGGAAAAUAUCUUCUCUAUUUGCUUGAAAAUCCUUACGUAACUCAACAUGCGCUUCCAAUUCCUGGUCAAACAUUGGACAAUGAAACUAGUGUUGUUUGUGAUUCGAAGGCAUUACAGAAAGUUGUUAAUCCACAUAAGUUCCGAAUAUUUUCUAGAUUAAGAAAAUCAAAUGAUGGUGUACCUGUACGAACUGCGCCAAUUAAUAUCCCCUCAGACAACCCUUCUCCGUAUCCCCCACUAUCAGACAAAAUGACCUUGGAACCAGUUCCCGAUCGUUUGACAGAUUCAAAGAAAUUAGUUGAUCGAAAAAUGACUACAAUUAGUUGUUAUAAUGGACGUAUACGAUGUGUACCAAUUAUUUGUGAUUUAGGCAAGUUAUCCUAUAAAGCUGGACCAAUUACACUUGAAUUUAUCGCUAGACUCUGGGAAAAUACAAUGCGCGAAGACUUUUUAAAAGUAUUUUUAACUAAACUACAUUUGACUGCAACAUGGAAAGCUGAUGUUAAAUAUGGCAUAGACCUUGGCGGUUCGGAUUAUGCACAAGAUACAAUUGAAGUUCAUAUAUUUAAUAAUUUAGAGCAAAAACCAAUCCCUCCAAAAUAUAUGGCAUUAUACAUAGGAUUAGCCGUAUUUGGAGGUUUAUUACUGUUAUCCAUUCUAGUUAUUAUACUUUAUAAAGUAAGUUGACUAUCAAUAUAUUCAUAAUAUUUGUAAAAUAAUAAAAAUAUUCACUAUGAAGUUGUGGAGAUUGUUAAAUUCAAUUUAAAUCAUGAACCAAUUCGGUCCAACCAUCAGUGGAGCUAAACGUAUCUCGUGAGGCAGCUACCCACCGAAACGAAUGGAAGAUGGUUGCGCAUUGCCCUGGAUUGAUUGAAGUUAGACACUAACACCGUUGGAUUCCGGCCCAGUGGUCUACGGGUUAGGAGUUCACGCGUGAGCCCAGAAGUCCUGGGUUCGAGUCCCGUGUGCUAGAUCGUGGAUGUGCACCGUUGAGAAGUUCCUUACCAGGAUGAAAUGGCAUUCUUUUUCUAGUAUUAUUUUUAAAAUCAUUAUUUGUUGAUUACAGCAUAUGAUACAUGCAUGAUUUUGGUUGAUAAACUGAUUUCCCCUUAAUUGGAAUUAUGAACCAUUAGAGCUAGGAAAGAGAAAACAUAAUGAAUUUCGACGACAACAAUCAUCCCAACAGUUAACGUAAUUCAGCUGUCAAAAAGCAGAUUUCAUUCGAUUUCAACUUAAUUACUAGUAAAUUUUAGACUAAAUGAUUUGAUCAAGGACUUUUAAUUUUUGUUUAAAUAUUCAGGGAAAUCUAUUGUGAGUUAAAUAUCAUCUUACACUGGCAACUAAUAGGCAAUAAUCAUUUCUAUCUGUAAUAUCAAUAAAUCUUAGGUAAACGGUAAAGUGGAAACCACUUCAAAGAAUAAAUCUUGUUCAGUUUAUGCUUGUUAACAAUGAAGUGUUUAUUACCGUGGCUCUAAAAAAGGCCACCCCUAAAAUACACGUGGGAAUCGCAUAAAAAGCCUUAAAUAAAAGUAUUCUAACAAAGAAUCCAUAGGUGAUUAGGAUUCAUUUACCAAAAAGAUCUGGAUAAAAUAUAAACAAAUGAAAUUUAGGAAUUUCAAUGAUUAACUCUACCUUGAUCAAAUCAAAACUAUCCUCAUUUGUUAGGAAUAGAGAUGACUAACAAGAAUAAAAACGUAUAAGUGUUGUCAUUAAUAACAGACAAUACGAAGUUAAACAUUAAACAAGGUUGGUCCUCAUCCCACCUGAAAAUAUUAAACAAACAGUUAAUGAUGUCAUCCGAAUAAACUUUUAGCUUUCGACCUAUCCAUAACAACUAAAUAGCUUAUUUUUAUUUACAAAUCUAGUAUACAGAUAAUGUGAAUUUGAUUAACUUAAUAUUAACUUGCAUUAUUUUAGGCCGGUUUCUUUAAACGUAAACGUUUCAUGCGAAGACGAACAAAAGUACCGCCUACAGAACCGACCCAAAGACUUGGUCAAUACACUUCAACUGAACCAAAGCAAAGACAACGGUUGAUUUCACCAACUCAAACAACCUAUCAUGACAAUAGAAAAGUCAAUUCAAAACGAACAAAUUAUCAUCCAGUGCCUAACACACAAGAACCAGCCUAUCGUAGGACACCUUACUCACCUUCAUCUGACUUUCCUAUUUCACAUAAAUAGUAGACACUACAUACAAUGAUAAUUAUAGAUGUAGAUUUUUUUUAUUUUCUAAUUUACCAAUUGUCCUUUAUAGGUAAUUCAGAAAACGAUCAAUAAUUACAACGAUAUAUAUAUAUAUAUAUAUAUAUAUAUAUAUAUCGACUGCUGCUCCGAUAAUAUACACUACAACUAUAAAAUGUUCAAAUCCUAUCAUUUUACUCAGAAUACUUUUCUAUUUGCUCACAAUGUUUGUUUUCUCUUACCAACCUUUUUGUUACUCAAUAUUGCCAAUUAUCAAAUCAACGAAAUAAUUGCCAACUUUUUCUGAGAUGCUUUCUAUAUUACCUUUAUAUAUAUGUAUGCUAUUCAUCCGCACACACGCACAUACAUAUCUAGAUGCUGAGCACAAAUGAGGCUUGGCGAACUAAUUGUUUGAAUUUUUCAAAUUUGUAUCAAUUAAACUUACUACUGAUAGUAAUAACAGUAGUAUUAAUGAUGACAGUGAACUAACCUAUACUAGGACAUUUUCAGAUGACAUUUUUAUAUGUACAAAUAUCUGGAUACAGCGUCGAUAGUGAAUUUCCACAAAUAUCUUUUGUUUGGCUCGAUUUUUUUUAUAAAUCUUAUUUUUCGACGG
This is a messenger RNA of Schistosoma spindalis, 5869 nucleotides long. The record is from the annotation of a GenBank genome assembly. NCBI's taxonomy places the organism in Eukaryota, Metazoa, Platyhelminthes, Trematoda, Strigeidida, Schistosomatidae.